Molecule: messenger RNA, 3745 nt
Organism: Trichosurus vulpecula (common brushtail)
Lineage: Eukaryota; Metazoa; Chordata; Mammalia; Diprotodontia; Phalangeridae
Gene: CNPY4
Product: canopy FGF signaling regulator 4
Exons: 6
Coding region: 143-847 (234 amino acids)
Cellular component (GO): endomembrane system
Molecular function (GO): signaling receptor binding
Source: RefSeq, a predicted model, not a curated record
GCGGUCCCUCACCUUCAGCUUCGUAUUGCGCGUACUCGCGCCUGGCCAGGCUGGGUUUAAAGGGCCAGUUCACUUGCAACCUGGCUUUUAAAAGAUCGCUCUUUUGUAAUCGCUGUCUGAGGUUGGGGCUCGGUAGCUUAACAUGGGACAGUGGUGGUGGCGGCGGCGGCAGCUGCUGCUGUUUUGCUUCCUCCUGCUUAUCUUGAGAAUCAGUUGUGGGAAGCAAAAAGAAAAAGAAGAGAAGGAGGAGGAGGAGGAGCACCUACCCAGCAAAUGCGAAGUCUGUAAAAUACUGAGCUUGGAGCUUCAGGGGGAGCUGAAUCGGAGCAGCCGGUCUCGGGAGUUGCUAGAACUCGGGCAGGUGCUAGACACUGGCAAGAGGAAGAGACAAGUCCCCUACAGCACUUCGGAAAUUCGACUGGAGGAGGCUCUUGAAAACCUGUGUGAACAGAUUCUGGAUUACAGCGUCCAUGCUGAGCAUAAGGGCUCCCUAAGAUACGCCAAGGGUCAGAGUGAGACCAUGGCAACCCUGAAAGGCCUGGUACAGAAGGGCGUGAAGGUGGAUCUGGGAAUUCCUUUGGAGCUGUGGGAUGAACCCAGUGUGGAGGUUGCAUUCCUCAAGAAGCAGUGUGAGCUGAUGUUGGAGAGUUUUGAAGAUGUCAUCGAAGACUGGUACUUCCGCCACCAGGAGGUACCCCUCCAGAAGUUCCUCUGUGAAGGGCAUGUGCUUGGGAAAGAGGAGAUGGAUUGUCUUCAGGAAACCUGGACUGAGGAAUCUAGAGAACAGAAUUCGAAGGGCCUGGAAGAGAGCCUAGGGCACCACCCUCAUGAUACUGCGGACCUCUGACCAGACUCAGGCCUAAUGUCACCUCCUAUCUUUCUAGAUCACUGUUAAAGUUCGUUUUUAUAUACGUAUAUAUCAUCUAGGUAUGAAGGUGAUGUCACCUUUAUAACUGUAGUUUAGCCAAGCUGCAUCUGGAGAUUUUGUCUGCUCAGUGUGGCUGCUGGCUGUGGUAGCCCCUAAGUUUGGAGACAACAGAAAUGAGUGGCAAGUCUUUGAAGGAAGCCGUGGGGAUCCAAGGUGUUUUCGGACUUGCACCUGUGCCACCAUCUACAUGUUUCUGGUGGGGAGGUUUACAAGGCCAGUACCAUCUUGGCUGAUAAAUAUGUAAAGGAGCUUGUGGAGAUCAAUAGCCAUUAGUGCCUUUUCUCUGUGCCUUCCUUCUAACCAGGUGGGGAGGGGGCAAGGAGUGGCCCACGCAAGGGGAAAGUGACCAAAAUACCUAGAAGGGCUUCUUAAACUUUUUCUACUUGAGACCCCUUCAGCACUUCUUAAACUGUGGGUCGAGAUCACAUGGAUGGAAUGGAAUCUCGACCCACAGUUUCAGAAGGGCUGACUAGAGGACCCAGGAAAGGCUCUUUGCAUGUACAGGUGUAGAUCCUGUACUGAAGCCAGUAAGUGUGUGAGAGCUUCAUCUUAGAUCAGGGGUUCUUAAUUUGGGGUCUAUGAAUUUUUCUUAAUGCUUUGAUAAUUAUAGUUCAAUAUAAUUGGUUACCUUUGUAAUCUUAUGUGUUUUUUAAUGAAUUUUUAAAACAUUGUUCUGAGACAGGAUCCAUAAGCUCUACAGUCUGCCAAAGGGGUCAGUGACACAUAACAACCCUUGUCCUAGCAGGUGGAAAAGCGGUUUGAAGGCUGUGGAGGAGAGGGAGGAGUGUUAAAGAUCCCAUCUUGUUGCAGAAAGGAUAAAUUAAAUGGGGAUAGGAGAGGGCCCCCUAAAGGACUGGUUUAGGGUUGACCAGGGUGAGCGGUAGAGUUUUGUAAAUAGCCAGUAACCUACAUGCCUUCUUCUCUCUUCUCCUUUAGCCUAGAACGCUCCUGGCCAUGAGCUUGCAUGAAUGGACAGACUUUGGAUGGGGACUUCCCCUUGGGGAUUUCCAGGGACCCCUUUUCUGUGGUACUCCUGCUUCUAGGCUACUCAGAGCUCCAUAGGCUGGGGGUGCCCAGAGAGCUGAUGGCUCUGUCACCUUUGUCCUGUUCAAGGCCUGGGUCCUGGUCCUUGAGAAUCUGGACACGGACCAGCACCCCAUAGAUGGGGAGACCUAAGCACCCAGCAGAAGGGGGCCUCGGACUCUAUCCUGGUAAACAAUGGGGACUCCUGGGCUCAGGAAGUCCUGUUGGAGGCCCUAAUGGUGGUUGUGGGAACCCACGGAGACUCAAACAACAUAGGAAACCUGGGUCUAUUCCCUGAAUUAGCCAUCUUAGUUUCUGUAACUGCUUUCCCUACAGAGUCAGUACAGUGGCUUAGUGGAUAGAGUGCUGGGUCUGGAAUCAGGAAGACCUGAAUUCAGAUCCAGUUCAGACAUGGGCAAGUCACUUAAAUUACGUCUACCUCAAUAUUCCUCAGCUGUAAAAUGAGGGUCAUUGUGAAGAUCAAUUGAGACAAUAUUUGUAAAGCACUUAGCGCAGUGCCUGGAACGUAGUAGACACUUAAUAAACCCUUCCUCUCUCCCUCCUACCCUACCCAGAGGCCUCUACCUACCAUCAUUGACUAAGUGAGGCACAGCCCUUGCAUUUGGGUCCAGAACUAGAGGUACGGGUGACUCUUACCGUGAAGGUGGCAGGGAUGUGAUCAAGGGGAUGGUUGGAACGGCCUUUUGCACUAUAGUGAGGGUCAGUUAUAUAUCUGAGAGGGAGGGGGAUGGGGAGCAGUAGUUGAAACUCAGCAAUAACCUUGUGGCCCAGAGGCAAAGCCUCUGGGAGGAUAUUAUACGCUGCUGAUGGGGUGGUACCCGGACAUGAAGGAUGACCUUUAAAAGUUUUGAGGGAGGCUAGACCACCAGAAAUGGACGCCACAAAGAGCAGCGGACCACGGAUAGGAAUCAGAAUCCAAGACAAGAACAAGAAAGGCCUCCCAGUCCCAGGGCCUGCAAUGGCAGGUGCCCUGGGCACCUGGAGCCCUGAAGGAAGUGGGAGGAUUUCUGCCGCCCCUGUUGUCCGCCCAGCCGGAACGUUAGAGCUGAGGAGAAACUUUUAUGUCAACGUUGUUUCCCCCUUUUCUCACCCAGUGGUGAGAACAAAGGUUCUUAAAAACGUGUUUCUUCUCCCUAAGACCCAUUCUACUUUCCUCGUAUAAAAUGGGGACAGUAAUUCUUGUUUUCCUCAUAGAGGGAAUCAAGUGAGAGGAAAGAUCUACAAGAACCAGAAAACCACGUUGCCCCACGCAAAUGUCAGAUAUUGUGUUCCAAGAUAUCCUCUCAUUCCUGGUAGAAACUACCAGGUCUUGCGUGAUCCGGACUGUGGCUCCUUGGUACUUGAACUACUUGGUGAAUGCUUACCUGCCUUUUCCCUUUGGAGUUUUGGGAAAAGAUCAGUGGGUUCUUUCUGUCUUGACUUCGCCAUCCAGUUCUAAGAGAUCUGGACAGUUUUCAUUCGUUAAGUGCCUAUUAUUUGGCAGGCACUGAAUAGUAUCAGAGUAGAUAGCCUUUCUUUGCUUCUAUUUUUACUGUGACGUCCUCUAUUUCUGCAUUUUAUAUCUUCAUUUCAAAUAAAUACAUUUUCAGGAAAAUCCUACUAUUCUGAUAAAUUUUAAUAUUUUCGACUUGAGUAGGCAUACUUGUUAACUCUUCUGAAUGUAUUUGUUAAUUAUUAUUAAUGAUUGAUUAUUGAAAUACUUUGCUGUUCUCAUUUCUUUCCAAAUCUUGAGCCAUCCUUUCAUUCCUUGUAUAAAUUUUUAUGCUUAUAACG